This is a messenger RNA of Paramecium tetraurelia, 1308 nucleotides long. RefSeq lists its product as uncharacterized. The transcript is spliced from 5 exons. The record is from RefSeq and is a predicted model, not a curated record. NCBI's taxonomy places the organism in Eukaryota, Ciliophora, Oligohymenophorea, Peniculida, Parameciidae.
AUGCUGCUUAAUGUAUAAGUUCAAUCUCUAUCCAUAGUUGAGAAUGAAUACCUCGCCUUCUAAGAAGAUAAGUUGUUAGCCAAGAUGAGGAAAAAACAAGAACGAGAAUUGGAGUAAUUGAAAUUGUAUGAGCAAUAAAAAGCAGAAUAGGAGAAACGUAAGUUCUCCAUCAUCGAAUAGACCAAAUCCAAACAAUAGUAAAUUGAAUAGACUCUGAAGGAGAAGAAAUUAUUGGUAACAUUGAGUCGAUAUCAUUUUCAGAUAGAGUUGAAGAAGAAAGAGAAAGAGAAGGAGAAGUUGCUUAAAAUCAAAAAGAUAGAACAAGAACAUUUGAAGGAAUUAGCCUAAAAUGAUAUAUCAAAGGAUGAUUUUAUGGAGUAACUUAAUAGCAAUUAAAAUAAAGAGGAAACUAUUUUGACCAAUCGAAAUAAGAAAUCUAAUGUUAAAAAAAUAGCUGAAGGAAUAGUCAAAACUCAAUAGGAGGAGAUUCUAAUCAAAAAAAUGCAAUUGGAUAAGAAUUAGAAAGAGUAGGAGGAAUUGUGGAAGGAAUUGAAUGACAAAAAAGAAUAGCUAUUUAAUGAGUUGAAAUUGGCGAAGAAGAAAUAAAUUAAGAAGAUCAAAUAGAGAAAUGAGGAAGAGAAAAAUGCAUAUUAUCAAGAAUAACUAUAGAAGAUAGAAUAAUAUAAGAAGAAAUUAGAUGACAUCGAACUUAAUCAAUUAACCAAACAGGAAUUAUUAGAACAGAAGAAAAAGGAAAAGUUAGAAAAAUUGAAAAAAGUUAUGCAAAACUAUAAGAAAAUUAUGUCUGAAAAAAGUGAGAAGGCUUAAUUGAAAGUAUAAUAAGUUGAAGAGAAGAUCAAUCUGAUAUAGGAGAGAAUGAAAUAGGCAGAAGAUAACAUAGAGUAAUAUGAAAAGGAUAAAAGUAAUCACAGGAAGAAUAUUAAAUCAAAGAACGGCAACAUUCUAAAUAAUAAGAAUGAAACAUUUCAAGAGAAGUUAAGAUAAAAGGAUGAGGAGCAUUUAAAAUCUAUUACUGAAACUUAAUCCUUAUCUAGAUUAAAGUAAGAGCAGGAAAGGCAGAAGAAGGAAGAAUAGAUUAAGGAACAUAAAAAAAAAGCUGCAGAAAUACUUAAAGAUAUUGUGGAAACAAAAAAUAAAAAAUUAUAGGAGAAACUAGAAAAGGCACAACAAUUUAAGGAUGAUAAAGAGAAAUUAUUCUAGUAACAAUAAAUGCUAGCCAAAGACAUUGAGCGUUAAAAAAAAUAAAUAUUACUGAAGAGUCCUAAAAACAAUCAUGUAGAUUAAUGA